Sclerotinia trifoliorum is the source of this 3100-nucleotide messenger RNA. The record is from the annotation of a GenBank genome assembly. NCBI's taxonomy places the organism in Eukaryota, Fungi, Ascomycota, Leotiomycetes, Helotiales, Sclerotiniaceae.
AGUCUGUGUUAGGUGUACAUACAUUUUUUAUACCGAGGAAUCAGGUAGCUACAGACUAAGUUAAUCCUCUUGGACAUCUUUUCAUGCCUUUUCCUCAUGCACCUUACGAUUCUCACCCAAGUUCUUCCCCACUCCAAACAAUUUAGAAACACACGCACGACCACCACCAUCAACCGACACGCCGAACUUGCAGACAAGCUUGCACAUCUUUCUAAUAACGACGUCUCACUUGUUUCCCUCCUCCUCCUCCUCCUCCUACUAUUCCUCCUCCUCACUCGUCCUUCCCGUUGCGCUUAUUUUGUUGUCAAAUCUCCGUAACCUUAAGGUUUCUUGUCGUCUAAAUUCCAAAGAAGAACUGCCCAUUCUUCCAUGCCAACUACCCGUCUCUUCCUAUCCCGUCACCUCUAACCAAACCAUCUUUCCUAUCUUCCGUCCAUUACUCAGUACAUACCUUACUUAGCGUUUUCCCCCUAUUACCAUACCAUAUCAUACCAUAUUUUACGAUUUACGAUACCAGCAUUGUUAGUCGUGGGGUCUUUUUUGUUUUGAUUUCCUUGACACUUCAACAUACAUUUUAUUCUAAUCUUCAUUUUGAAUGGUGCAGAAAUUUGCGUAGCGUGAUCUUUCUAUCGUGGAAAUCUGCAGUUCCGGGAGCCAGCAAACAAGCAAGCAAGCAUAUCAUAAUAUAGUGUCGUUUCGUUCCUUGUCCUACGAUCCAGACUCGCUGCAUCAAAUCGAAGAGGGGAGCUGAGAGGGGAAUACACUUAUAGAAGGUUAGUUUAACUUUAAGAUCAUCUCAAUUGAUUCGAAUAUCAUUUCCAAACCUUACCCCACACGAACUGCACUGCAAAAGCAAGCCAGCGAGCCAAAGGAUACGAUAUUUGGAUAGGUCUCCCCCAUUCCCCCUCCCCCCCCAAGGUCUCGAAUUUCGUCUUGUCAGUCAAGCGACCUACCUAUCACCUACGUACAUACAUACAUACAUACAUACAUACAGUACGAUACCUCACUGUUCGUCCCCAUAGUCUUACCCACCACAAACUAUGGGAUCAUCUUGCCCCCUCCAAUCCUCUUUCACUUACUUCCGACCUCCCUGACCCCGAAACAUUCACUCUUCUUUCUCUCAUCAUAUAUGCAUAUACUUCCUUCUCUUUGAGCCUCAAUACUCUCCAGCCUAACCAUCUCUUUCACUCUUCUUCGCUUCAAUACUAGCUUUCUCUUGUUCAUUACCCCUCAUUCACAUCAGAUGAUACCCCUUCAUAAUGUUAAUCAAGAACGCCAGGAACAACAAAAACGUCAAGAUCAUGGAUCCAGAUUGCGCAAUAUGUUCUCAGCCAGCCAUCGCAAAAUGCGAGUGCGAAGCCAAUGGCCUUACCGUCGCUGUGAGGCAGGCUGAACAGAGAAUGAUGUCUACUGUUUAUAAUGAUAUAAGGUACUGUCUCCCAUGCAUCCUUAUACCCCUCCUGUUCAUAUACUCUCACCCUCUUAUCUUCUCAUUAUCAUUUACAUGAAUGAAUCUAUCAUCUGCACAGCAACAACUAUUAAUCUUCUUCAUAAACAGAACCUGGGUCCGCGGCCACGCCCAAGAUUACAUACUUACCUACUUCAGCGUGCUCACUACUCGCCGCAAAGACGAACAUGCCGCUCAAAUACACCGCAUAACCGAACGAGCAGCCUACUACUACAACGCGCGGCCACACCCCUCUGAAGUUGCCCAAGCUGAUGCGGAACUCAAACGCGGCAUCGACGAAGAUUGGCGCGCAAGCGUACAACGUUACCCAGAAGUCCUCGAGUAUUACUUCAGCCUAGUUGAAUUAAGUUUACCAGGCGAUGAUGAACCUGGGGUACGCGAUCCACCUUUAUCGGCGCUAGGAGGUGGAGGAAGAAAAGUGAGAUUAAAUGAGCCUGGACCACAGAGAGGAUCUACACCUGCUGUUUCGGACGGGGGAGAAGAAAGGGAUAGGGAUAGAAGGAGGGAACAGAGAAGGAUUGGAACGCCUGCAAACGACAGAGAAAGGCAUGCCGAUAGACAGAGGAGAGAUAGUUUGAGGGUUGAAGGGAGGAAUAGACCGAUGACUGCACCGCCACCCCCAGCAGGUCCACAUAUGCCGCCUGCACAAAAUCCUCCAAGGAACUCGAGGGCGGCUCCACAAUAUGCUCCUACGCCAGGAUAUGCUUAUGUUAAUCCUUAUUGAGAUUGAUGAUGAACUUCUUUCUCUUAGGAUAAGAGGAGGGAAGAUAUUUGAAUUGAAGAAUGAAUAAAUAACUUCAGCUGUGCGUAUAUUAUCGCCAUAAUGUUUCAUGGGUAGGGAUUAAUGAUUGCAGCUGAAGUUAUGGACGCCAAAAAAGUAGGCCUAGCAUCCUUGAUUAGCAUAGCCACCUGGAUACCGCUUGAUUUUGAUCGAAUCAUCAUGGAUAUAGUUCAAAGUUUAUAUCAACAUCUUUCCAUCUGAUCUCGGACCGGAUAACUUAAUUCUCUCUUUUGUACAUACAUCAGUCAGCUUGUCGGAUACUUGAUUGUUAUGAUUUAUGUAUUCGAUCAAUCUCAUCAGUUCCCAUCUCAUAUCAUCAUAUCACAUCACGAAUCUCAUACUUCUUACGAUCACUAUCUACCUACCGUUACGAUAUUUAACGAAGCCCACGACAAAAGACUGGUUGGCUUUUUGGCUUUUUGGUUUGCUGCAUAUCAUCAUCUAUUUAGCAUAUUAGCGUCAUGGUCACCCAUUCAUCUAUUCAUCAUCAUCAUCUGUCAAAUUGCUUUGAGGUCGGAGCUAGAGCCGGAUGGGCGGAUCUUGUCUUGUCUUGUCUUUUCUUCGAAUUAUGUUGCUGUGUUGUGUAUGGUUUGGUUUGUUGUGUAUGCUGGCUGGUUGAUAUUGGCUUUAUUUAUUUAUUUAUCUAUACCUUGUUUCUUCAUGGCCCCGUAGAAUGAAUGCGUUGGAGGGAGGCUUUCUCUUGCUCUUUAUAUCAUAAGAUUACCAAGGUACUAUAUGAAAGAAAUAUUUUUGUUAGGUUGUUUUCUUUAUGCGUGUUCUUGUUUUGGCAUUUUGGAUUUGGGGAUCGUGUUGAAUGGGGUUUCCUUUUUGGUGUAUGUGUGUGUAUAUAU